AUGAUUGUCGCAUCUUUGAUAUUUUGGUUUUUAUUGAUCAGUCAUCGUCUUGUCUUAUAUCGAAUCGAAAAUGGAAGUUGUGGACCAAAGUCAACAUCGAAUAUAUACGUUGAAUGGGAUGAAUGGUUUGAAGUCGCUACAUCAGCUAUCUUGCCACCAGUUGUUAUGUUCAUAUUUGCUUUUCUUUUAAUUCGAAGUGUUCGAGAAAUAAUCGAACGACGUAUUAAUCCAACAGCAGAUGAUAUCUCACCUCAAGCACACAAUUUAAACAAAAAUGCAACUCUUCUUGCACAAAUGAGCUCAAAACUAACCAUCAUGUUAUUAUUACAAUCAGUACUUGUUGUGAUAACGUAUGUGCCAUAUGCAGUUGAGUUAGCUUAUACAAGUAUAACUGAUGAUUGGCCUAAAACACCUUUACAGAAAGCUGGAGAGAAAAUUUUUACUGAAUCAACGCAUUUAUUGUCAUAUGUUUUUUUCGCAUCAAGUUUCUAUAUCUUAUUAUUUACUAAUUCCGGAUUUCGUCGGCAAUUUAAACGUUCUUUCGGAAUUGAAAAAGAAAAUGAUCGUGCAAUGUAUCAAGGUACAACAUUGCGUACUCAAACCAAUGUUCCAAUUCGUUGA
Messenger RNA from Adineta ricciae, 621 nucleotides. The record is from the annotation of a GenBank genome assembly. NCBI's taxonomy places the organism in Eukaryota, Metazoa, Rotifera, Eurotatoria, Adinetida, Adinetidae.